Messenger RNA from Paramacrobiotus metropolitanus, 1189 nucleotides. RefSeq lists its product as uncharacterized. The record is from RefSeq and is a predicted model, not a curated record. The transcript is spliced from 3 exons. Bases 186 to 905 code for a protein of 239 amino acids. Lineage: Eukaryota; Metazoa; Tardigrada; Eutardigrada; Parachela; Macrobiotidae.
UAUCGCUGAUACACUUGGUUUUUUGCCCAUCGCAUUUACUUAAAAAACCAUGUCUUACUCCUAAAAAUCCUUGCGAUAAAAUGGCGCUUAAGAAUUCUAAUAUGGAUUAUCUGUAAUAACAUUACGUUUCUCAUCCUCAUACGUAUUCCUGAAAGUCAGUAAUUGGAGUAAACUAUUCCGUAUAAAUGGGCGAUGUGGAUCCUGCACAACGGGAUAGCACCAUCCUGUCGGAACAGCUGCCACAAGCAGGACUGUACACAGUGCUGACCUUAAUCUUAAGUUUACCCGUGCAGCAAUAUUCAUGGACUGCUUUAUUCGAUCGGCCCAGCGUCAAAACAUCGGCCAUUGCGAUAGGAACGCUAAAAGUGCUCUUUAUUCUACAAGCCAUACAUUUAGCCGGACUAUGUAUCGAUUUCGUGUUCCAAGAAAUAAAAGAACCCGGGAUCCCCGAACCUCCGAUUUAUUGGCUAGUACCAACCGUCAUUACGUGCGGAAUCGUUUUGAUGGUAACCAAAGACGCAGCCGCCAUGUCGCAACAUACAUUCAUCUCGCUUAUAGCCGCAGCCAUACCUGCCAUUCUUAUCACCGAAGUAGGCACUAUGCCCCAGCUGUUUGAAUCCGCAGAUCUGCAUGUCCUUUGUAUAUACUUCGUAUCGCUAAUUGCUAUUUUCUGGAGUGACGCAAAAUGGCUUGUUCCUGGAAGUGACUUCCUGUUGAGUAAAGUGCAAGUGAAGAAAUCUGGUAAUCUUGCUGUGAAGAAGAGUGCGUCGCGGAAGUUCGAAUCGGCAACUACUAUUACGACUACUACUUCACGCAGCACAUCAAGCCUAUCCACUAUGCCAAGCGAUUCCACUCUUCGAACUCUCGAGUCCAAUAGUUCCCAUGACUUAGGUCGACGGCACUGAAAACUGGACAAAACCAUUUUUCUUAUUCAACAAUUUACUGAAGAAAAAACCGGUUUAUGAUAACUUUGAGUUUAUGGUAAAUUAGUUUCUGGACAGUACUGUAAGUAAACAAUUACUUGAACUUAAAGCAUCCUUUCAGAUUAGUGCAUGACGGCACGAGAGUAAAGUUUGCACUUUGCAAAUCGUUUCUUUUGUCGCUGGCUUGACCGAAAUGCUUCCGGGCUUGGAUGAACUAGACAAGUGCACAAUGUGCGUAUAACACAUAAAUAAAGUAACCUCCAAUA